Messenger RNA from Lathyrus sativus (Indian pea), 537 nucleotides. The record is from the annotation of a GenBank genome assembly. Lineage: Eukaryota; Viridiplantae; Streptophyta; Magnoliopsida; Fabales; Fabaceae.
AUGGGGCGUCGCAAAAUCGAGAUUGAGAUGGUGAAAGAUCCCAACACGAGACAAGUCACCUUCUCAAAGCGUCGAACGGGCUUAUUCAAAAAAGCAAAUGAGUUGUCUAUUCUGUGUGGAGCAGAAGUCGCCAUUGUUGUGUUUUCUCCAGGUAACAAACCCUAUUCUUUUGGUCAUCCAGGAGUUGAUGUUGUUGCAGCCAAUUAUCUCCAACAAGAGAAUCGAUCAAGUGAUUCUCAAGGAAGCUCCUCUAAUGCUCCCAACAUGGAAAACUUGAAUCAAGAACUUGCUGAGGUGUUGGCCCAAAUUCAGGAAGCUGAAAAAGAAGCUGAGAUCCAUGAUCAGAUCUUGAAGAAAAACGACGUGAAAAAAAACUCCGAGCUUACUGAACUGAGAGAUUCUUACAAACAACUUCAAGAUAUGGUAAAAUUGCGUUUAAGUGAUAUUGAAAUAUCUGAAUAUAUGAUGCUUCUUGCUCAAGAUCCUGUGGUAGGAGUAAAAGCGAAACCGGCGAAAAAGAAAAGAAGAAGAAAUUAA